AUGGCACCAUCGAAAACUUUAUCUAAAUCACCUGCUCAACUAAAAGAGCGUGAACUUCAAAUUUCGCCAUUAUAUAUCCCCAAUAUUGUGUUCAAUAAGCUUACUAUCUCUUAUAUCCGUAAUGUCACUUCCUUGGCAUUUGGAAUUUGCGCAGGAAUCCUUCAAUUGGAAUCUAUCUACGGCUUUCUUUUCUACUUUGUCGCCAGCACAUUGGUCUCUUUUCUGAUACAAGUUUUGGUCGUGGGCAGUUCCCCAUUAAGCUACUUUGUCACCCCAAAAAGUGAUGUUUUCUGGGCUGAAAUUGUCUCUUGUUUAUCGAGUUAUGUCCUAAUGUGGACUCUAUUUUACGGUCUUGUAACUGCAUAA
Molecule: messenger RNA, 366 nt
Organism: Magnusiomyces paraingens
Lineage: Eukaryota; Fungi; Ascomycota; Dipodascomycetes; Dipodascales; Dipodascaceae
Exons: 2
Coding region: 1-366 (121 amino acids)
Biological process (GO): autophagosome assembly; protein folding in endoplasmic reticulum
Cellular component (GO): membrane; EMC complex; endoplasmic reticulum
Source: RefSeq, a predicted model, not a curated record